Messenger RNA from Daldinia decipiens, 1675 nucleotides. RefSeq names its product UDP-glucose 4-epimerase. Gene Ontology annotation, cellular component: cytosol. Gene Ontology annotation, biological process: beta-D-galactose catabolic process via UDP-galactose, Leloir pathway. Bases 358 to 1476 code for a protein of 372 amino acids. Gene Ontology annotation, molecular function: UDP-glucose 4-epimerase activity. NCBI's taxonomy places the organism in Eukaryota, Fungi, Ascomycota, Sordariomycetes, Xylariales, Hypoxylaceae. The transcript has 4 exons. The record is from RefSeq and is a predicted model, not a curated record.
CUAACAGACUAUUAACUGACUGAUAGUUAAUAACCCAUGUCCUCCAAUGUCUUCACACUGUGCAACUCCAACCCCGCUACUGCAUCUUCUACAGUCCCAAUAGGGUUUAUCUACUGUAAAUACAUCUAUCGGAAGGAGGGGCAAACCGUAACCCCUCCAAUUUCGUUCCGAUUUUAAAAUGGAGAUUGUUGUUGACCGCCGCAUCCCCAAAAGUCGCGAUUCUAUCGCAUAUCUAUCGCACAUCCUCCUCUCCCCCCCCCUCUAUAAACAGAUGCCCCUCUAUAAGCCUCGAUUUGUAUUGUGGUUCGUAUCCUCUAUCCUUUUCAUCCCAUCAAUUGGUCUGUUCAACUUUUAAAGAUGGCUGUAGGAACUGUUCUGAUUACCGGCGGCACUGGCUACAUUGGAUCCUUCACCACGCUUGCCUUGCUUGAGCAUGGUUACGAGGUCAUCAUUGUAGACAACCUAUACAAUUCGUCCGAGGUUGCUCUCGACCGCAUCGAGCUUAUUUCCGGCAAGAGACCAAUUUUUUACAAAGUUGACCUUACGGAGCAAGAUGAGCUCGACAAAGUCUUCGCUGCUCAUCCCCAAAUCGAUAGCGUCAUUCACUUUGCCGCGCUGAAGGCUGUCGGCGAAUCUGCCGAGAUCCCUCUUGAGUAUUACCGCGUAAACGUCGGUAGUACCAUCUCCCUCUUAGGUUCCAUGAAGAAGCAUGAUGUUACCAACAUAGUGUUUUCCUCUUCGGCAACGGUCUACGGCGACGCGACUCGUUUCGAGAACAUGAUUCCCAUCCCAGAGCACUGCCCUAUUGGGCCUACAAACACUUACGGAAGAACUAAGGCCAUUGUCGAGAACAUGAUCGAGGACUUUAUCGGCGCGCAGCGCCAAAACUUGAAGAAGGCCGACAAGCCGUUUGAACAAUGGAAUGGCGCCAACCUGCGGUACUUCAACCCUUGCGGUGCACACCCCACCGGUAUUAUGGGUGAGGAUCCUCAAGGCGUACCAUAUAACUUGCUGCCGUUGCUGGGCAAAGUUGCGACUGGUGAUCGACCAAAAAUUCUGGUCUUCGGAGAUGACUAUCCAUCCCGAGACGGGACCGCCAUCCGCGACUACAUCCACGUCGUCGAUCUUGCAAGGGGUCAUUUAGUCGCGUUAAACUAUCUUCGUGAACACAAGCCCGGCGUCAAGGCGUGGAACCUGGGUUCCGGCAGAGGUAGCACCGUUUUCGAGAUCAUCAAGGCGUUCAGCAAGGUUGUCGGUCGCGACCUGCCAUAUGAGGUAGUGCCACGAAGACAAGGUGACGUGCUAGAUCUUACUGCCAACCCGACGCGAGCGAACCAGGAACUGCAGUGGAAGACAGAGCUCAGUAUGGAGAAGGCAUGCGAGGAUCUAUGGAGAUGGGUGUCGAACAACCCGAAGGGAUACCGACAGGAGCCUCCAGCCGAGCUGCUAGCUGGCGUCAAGGGUAAGACCUCUUGAUGCGCGAGCAGAUAGCUACCCCGCGCCGCAUUAUUGGUGGGAAUUGAUUAGCAACUUAACUUGACUGGGCAAUGCAAUUUGAUCCUUGCGCGUUUACCUAGAGAAUAGACGAAAGCUCCGCCUUGAUACCGAAACGCGAACCACCUCCCGUUGACAGGUUAGGUGAAUAAAAGAUUUUACGAGCGUCAUGCUCGAGCUG